Molecule: messenger RNA, 1308 nt
Organism: Rotaria sp. Silwood1
Lineage: Eukaryota; Metazoa; Rotifera; Eurotatoria; Philodinida; Philodinidae
Source: the annotation of a GenBank genome assembly
AUGCCUUCCUAUUUACGCAAAUACGUUACAGCACUUGCAUCGGCUAAAAGUUAUGUUGCUCAAUGGUCAACACAACAUGUCUAUGCUGAUGAAGCACUUAUUGUACCAUUUCCAACUUUAGCUAUAUUUGAUCGUGAAAAGCAAACUUGGUCAAUAAAUAUCAAAGCUUGGUUAUAUCUACCAUUUGAAGGCAAAAAAAUCAAAGGUUAUUUAUCAUCAUUACCAAAUAUUCUAAGUAGCAAAACUGAAGACAAAAUAGAUGAUUCUAUGAAUAAAGAUAAUAAAAAAAAUGAUGUAGGAAAAAGCUUCAAAGUUCUUCUUGAGAACGAAGACAAUAAAGAUAUAAACAAACAAGAUGAAUUAACAGAUGAUGACGAUGGAAAUGAUGAUGUAUAUGAAAAUGCUUUGGAAAAUGAUUUUGGUAAACCAAAUGAAAAUCCUGGUCGUUUAGGUUUAUUUUUUGUUGGAAGAUCUGUUGAAGUUAUAACUAAAUCUAUUAUUAAUGAUGUUGAACAUUUACUUCAUCCAUCAGAUGAAAGUGGUUUUGUUGAACAACAAAUUGAAUUAUCUGAUAAUGAAAUUCAAUCACUUGCAAAAAAACUUCAUCCUGAAUCGAAUGAUCGAAAAUUUGAAUAUGAAAUUCGAAUAGAUGAAUCUACGAAAGAUUCUAUUAGAUCAGAAAAUUAUAAAACAUUUAAAUGUCCUAUAUAUGUUCUUGCAACAUAUGGUAUUAGUAUUAUAUCAGAUAUUGAUGAUACAAUAAAAAUUUCAAAAGUUCUUAGUAAACGAUCAUUAUUAAAACAUACAUUUUAUAGUGAUUUUAAACCUGUUGAAGGUAUGAAUGAACUUUAUCAAAAAUGGUAUGAACAAAAUUGUCAAUUUCAUUAUGUUAGUGGAAGUCCAUGGCAAUUAUAUCCAGCUCUGAGUUGUUUUUUGGAAAGACAUAAAUAUCCAAUGGGUACAAUGAAUUUAAGAAAAUUUGAAUGGAGUUUAAAAUUUUUAAGUCUACCUGAAUCAUAUAAAAGAGAAAUAAUUACAGGAUUAAUUCAAGCUUAUCCAUUCAGAAUAUAUAUUUGUGUUGGAGAUUCAGGCGAACUUGAUCCAGAAAUUUAUUCACAAUUAUGCAAGGAAUUUCCUGAAAAUAUUGCUCAUAUAUUUAUUCGAGAUACUUGUCGAACACCUGAAUGUUUACCAACAUGUCAAGAACGAUAUAUAAAAGCAUUUAAAGAUAUACCAAAACAUCGAUGGACUGUUUUUAAAGAUCCUAAAGAAAUCGAAACAAAUCUUGAUAAUAUAAUCAAUGCAUAA